CGCCUCUUGGCUGAAUGGGUUGCGCCGUGCGUAAAACCCUAUUUGCAUUGGAUCAAAACUUCUUUCACUUGUUGUUAUUUUUUUUAUGUGAUACUUAAUUAAUAUUACUGAUUCGUACUCAGUCUAGUUAAUGCCGCGAUGACGCGAGAGGAAGAUCUUAAACGGAUCGCAAAAAAACUGGACAAGAUGGUGUCUAGAAAUAACAUGGACGGUGCCAUGGACUUGCUGAAGGAACUGAAGAAUUUUAACAUGACACUCAAACUUCUUCAGGAAACGAGGAUUGGCAUGUCGGUGAAUGGCAUCAGGAAGCAUUGCACGGAUGAGGAGGUCAUUGCGUUGGCGAAGGUCCUAAUUAAAGACUGGAAAAGACUUCUUGACUCAGGCCACUCUCAGAACGAGAAACCACCGGAAAUGAAGAACGGCUUUGACUCCAGCAAAACAGCAGGAUCCCCAGUCCACUCGCCCUCUGAGAGACACAGCAGGAAGGACUCCUCUGACUCCAAGCCGAGCAAUGUUGUGAAACGACACUCAACUGACUCCAAAUCUGACAGGCGGGAGUCCACUGAGUCCAAGAGGAGCAGCUCACCCUCACCAAAGAAGCUUACAGGUGAAAGGAGAGAGUCUCACGGCUCCAAGUCCUCUAACGCUGCUCCUGUGCAGAGGAAGCCUUCGACUGACAGCACAGACAGGAAGGGGAAAACUGAUGCUCCUAAAACCCCCACCACCCCGACCAGUCCCAUGUCACCCACCUUCAGUUCUGCAGGAGGCCCGUUGUCCCCACGCCUGGCCACAGGAGACUCCAUCAGAGACAAGUGCAUUGAGAUGCUGGCUGCCGCUCUGUGCACAGACAAUGACUACAAAGAAUUUGGAGCCAACUGUGAAAGUAUGGCAGCGGAGAUUGAGCAUCAUAUCUACCAGGAGAUAAAGGCCACUGAUAUGAAAUAUAAGAACAGGGUGCGUAGCCGCAUCAGUAACUUGAAGGACCCCAAGAACCCCGGGCUUCGCAGAAACGUCCUGGCAGGAGGGAUUGAGUUAAGCCGCAUUGCCACCAUGACUGCCGAGGAAAUGGCCAGUGAUGAGCUGAAACAGCUGAGGAACGUUCUGACCCAGGAGGCCAUCAGGGAACAUCAGAUGGCCAAAACCGGUGGCACCACCACCGACCUGCUGCAGUGCGGCAAGUGCAAGAAGAAGAACUGCACCUACAAUCAGGUGCAGACCCGCAGCGCUGAUGAGCCCAUGACCACGUUUGUCCUGUGCAAUGAGUGUGGGAACCGCUGGAAGUUCUGCUGAUGCCUUCCUGCUCAGACGACUAUUUUUCUGAAGUCCUGGGAAGUUAUGUGAUACUGCGGCUGGUGAUUUCACUACAUAGUAUUGUUUGUACAAUUUAUACUUGAAAAUAUAACAUUUUAAGCAUGUGAUUGUAUUCUAAAUUUAUUCAGGGUUUGCAUUACCAGGAGCUGAAGACUGUGCAUGGAUGUCUGUUUGAUUAAAUGAUGAUCAUGGUGCUGUCAUGAUGGAAAGGCUAUCAUAAUCCACUUAUUAUGUUAUGUCAUAUAACAGCAGCUGUUCACUUUGUAUAUAUUUAAUUACACCCAAACUG
Messenger RNA from Myripristis murdjan (pinecone soldierfish), 1600 nucleotides. It is a transcript of the gene tcea3, whose product is annotated as transcription elongation factor A (SII), 3. Gene Ontology annotation, molecular function: nucleic acid binding; zinc ion binding. Bases 139 to 1290 code for a protein of 383 amino acids. The transcript is spliced from 13 exons. Gene Ontology annotation, biological process: DNA-templated transcription; transcription elongation by RNA polymerase II. NCBI's taxonomy places the organism in Eukaryota, Metazoa, Chordata, Actinopteri, Holocentriformes, Holocentridae. The record is from RefSeq and is a predicted model, not a curated record. Gene Ontology annotation, cellular component: nucleus.